AUGGUUAUAGACAAGAUAAAAGGCAAUGUGAGCCACUUGGGUGGCACAUUGAGUAAUUUAGGCAGCAAUGUUAAGGACUCGAUUGCUCAUCGACACGAUUAUGGUCCUGAUGAAGACCUAAUAUCACAGUAUCACCAUGACAUCAAACAUUUAAUGAAAGCAUUGGAAUAUAUAGGAAAGCUGUUGGCAUCAUUGUCUAGCAAAUAUUGGCCCCAUUUUUUUGAAUCAAACGUUAAAGUAGCCAAACUCUUUGGAAAUUCGAUAGGACAUGAUUCUCUACACUUUAAAGGAAUCGAUGAGUACUAUCAACAGUUUGACAAGUUUCAGGCCGAGCAGGAAUUACCAGUUAUUCAUCCGAAAGAAAAAGAGUUCUUAAUUGAAAGUGUUAAUAUCGAAAUCUUUGGUUAUGUGCAACUAAUGAGAAAUUUAGAAUGGUCAGUUUUAGAGGAAUUAGCAGCAUUCUCUGAUUCCAUCAAUAUUAAGAUUCUGGAUAUGAAUAAACAUUUGAAGCAGGUUUUGAAAGUAAUGAAGACACGAAAAAAAAAGCGGAAAAGACAAGAAAAGUAUCAAAAGCAGGCGGAGCAUAUUGCUAAAAAGAAGGCAUUACUCGACGAAAAAGACAGGGCGAAACUAUUUGCAAUCGAGGAUAAGCUCUCAGAUGCAACAAAGGACUUUUCGGCUAUUGACGAGAAAAUGAAAACAAUUUUACCUCAUGUUAUAUCGUUUUUGGAUGAGUUUGUUGAUAGCAUUACUAGACUCAUUUUGAGCAAACAAUGGUAUAUUUAUAAUAAGGUUUAUAGUACAAUUGCUGAAUACGCCACAUAUCAUGGGAUAGCCAGCGAUUUUGGGGGAAAUUUACCCACAUAUGAAACCAUAGUUCGACAAUGGGAAGAGGCUAUUACUCCUACCAAGACCCAAGCGGAAUCUGAUAUUGCUAUUAUACACGACAAAAAGCCUAAUUUAGUGGAUACGGAGAUUAAUGGAGACAAUAAAAAGUCGAAGGGAGAGCAACUCUGGGGAAAUGUAGCGGAUAAAAUACCAAAGAAAAGCAGAACAUUUAAGGCCAAGGAUCAUGUCAAUGGAGUGUUCGUAGACUAUCUUGAAGCUGAUCCCUUAGAUAGCUUUGUCAAAUAUUAUAGUCCAAAUCAGAAUAGAUCUGAAACUUACAGUUAUCAUAACAAGGUUGAUAUAAAUGACGUUAUUGUUUCAAAAGACACUCAUAUUCUGGCUGCUCCUCCUUUACCCCUGAGACUGAAAGUAUCAGCAGGAAUGACCAGGCAUGCAAUGGUAGCAGCGAUGUAUUCGGCACCAGUGCGUGAUCCAGUAAUAUCCUCCAGCAGUAGCUUGUCUGAAAUUGACUUAUCAAGUGACGAGGAAUUCGAUCAAAACGACGAAGUUAACUCGACCUCUAGCGCAUCUUCUCUGUCGGCUUCUUCCAUUUCGAGUGAUAUACCUGUGCCAAGGACAUACGCCGAAACGACUGAUCUGAGCUUGCGCAAAAUUUACAAUUCUGCCAAAAAUAAUAUAAAAACCAGCCCGAUUACGGUGAACUCCGAUCUGCUAUUGACAAGGGUAAAAGAACUGGAAGUCUUCAACAAAACAUCUUCUAUUGCCUACAAACUUAAGGAAUUCAACAUUUUUUUCGAUCAGCUUUUAAAGAUAUCCGAGAAACGAGAAAAUGAGACACGAAGAGCACUAUAUGAUUUUUCUGGUAUGGAGGCUGGGGAUCUAAGCUUCAAAAAGGGCGAUAAGAUUGAAAUUCUCUUCAAUUUUCAAUCUGUUGAACUUCUGACUGUCGAAGAGCAAAGCAACUGGUCCAUUGGUAAGAUUCUGGCUGGAGAGCACUCAAUGAGAGUUGGAUUUGUUCCUAAUAACUAUUUAGGUGUAUAA
Messenger RNA from Priceomyces carsonii, 1890 nucleotides. RefSeq lists its product as uncharacterized. Gene Ontology annotation, cellular component: Rvs161p-Rvs167p complex; actin cortical patch; mating projection tip. The transcript has a single exon. Lineage: Eukaryota; Fungi; Ascomycota; Pichiomycetes; Serinales; Debaryomycetaceae. The coding region runs from base 1 to 1890 and encodes 629 amino acids. Gene Ontology annotation, biological process: plasma membrane tubulation; actin cortical patch localization; endocytosis. The record is from RefSeq and is a predicted model, not a curated record. Gene Ontology annotation, molecular function: lipid binding; protein binding.